Tripterygium wilfordii is the source of this 752-nucleotide messenger RNA. RefSeq names its product 40S ribosomal protein S12-like. Bases 133 to 549 code for a protein of 138 amino acids. Lineage: Eukaryota; Viridiplantae; Streptophyta; Magnoliopsida; Celastrales; Celastraceae. The transcript is spliced from 5 exons. Gene Ontology annotation, molecular function: structural constituent of ribosome. Gene Ontology annotation, biological process: translation. Gene Ontology annotation, cellular component: ribosome; cytosolic small ribosomal subunit. The record is from RefSeq and is a predicted model, not a curated record.
GGGUUUUUUCCUUUCCAAGGUUCGUGUCUUCGGGACUUCUGAGUUUUACCUCGCUUGCCGAUCACAGAACGAUCUGGGCUUCGAGUUGAACAUCUUCAGGAAAGAGUUAUCUGAAUAUCAACAGAAGGAAAGAUGUCUGGUGAGGAGGCUGCUGUUGUUCCAGAGGCUUCUAUCAUUGCUCCUGAGUUGGAUUUGAUGACAGCCAUCCAACUUGUGCUCAAGAAAUCAUUGGCUCAUGGAGGGCUUGCGUGUGGGCUGCAUGAAGGCGCAAAAGUGAUUGAGAAGCAUGCUGCCCAGCUAUGCUUAUUGGCGGAGGACUGUGAUCAACCCGAUUAUGUGAAGUUGGUAAAAGGACUUUGUGUUGAUCACAAUGUAAGCUUGGUAACAGUACCAAGCGCAAAGACCCUUGGCGAGUGGGCUGGUUUAUGUAAGAUCGAUUCAGAGGGAAAGGCCAGGAAGGUUGUUGGAUGCUCAUGUGUUGUGGUCAAGGAUUAUGGGGAGGAAAGCGAAGGGCUCGGAGUUGUUCAGCAGCACAUAAAGUCUCACUGAUCGACAAUGAGUCUUAUUUGUCAGGCUUGGAGUAAACUAUGGAGGACCUUCUAUAUGUUUUCCUGUUGGAACCUAGCUCUAGAGCAGUUUUUAGUAUUCCCAUUUAGCAAAUUCUGAAACUUUCGUUCAAAAUUGAAUAGAUUGAAUGAAAAAAGAAGAGUGUAUUCAGAAACUUUUUCACUUUUUGAGGCAUGUUUUCCUGC